GAACCGAUCUCCUCCUUUUAAGUUCAUUUUCUAUCUCUCAUCUGACCCCAAAACACACACAAAGAAAUUCACAGUUUUCUUCGAAACAAAGAAUAUCUUGGAGAAAUGGCAAAACCAUUAGGACCAACAGGAGAGUUCUUCAAAAGACGGGAUGAAUGGAGGAAGCAUCCGAUGAUUGGGAAUCAAUUUAGGCAUGCUACACCUGGUCUUGGUAUUGCUAUAGUUGCUUUUGGUUUUUAUCUCGUUGGUGAAGCUGCUUACAACAAGUUUUAUGCCCCUUCUGCUACUUCUUCUUCUCAUUCUCACUAAACAGAUCUCAUUUCAGGCAGAAAUUUUCAGGGAUGGAAUGAAACUUAGAUUGCCAUUGCACGAAAAUAUGUUUAUGGGAAAGAUUGAAACUUGACAUUCUCUUAUGUUUAUUUCCUUACCCUUGUUUUUGUUUUUCUUUAAUGUCGGCAUUGACUUAAGUUUCAUUGACGUGAACGGCAAUCUUUAGUUGAUUUGCUUGCUAAAUAAGUUGUGUUGCAUUUGUACAAGAAAUUUACAAGCUGAUGCUGCAUGAAAAUGUGCAUUCAUUUAGUGUCUCAUGUAUGAACACCCUUAGCAACCUAUUGCUGCUUCAUGAAAAUUGAUGUGUGAAUUAACAUACUGGAUCAAUUGUAAUUUAUGCACGGUUAUGUUUU
This is a messenger RNA of Papaver somniferum (opium poppy), 683 nucleotides long. Its product is annotated as NADH dehydrogenase [ubiquinone] 1 beta subcomplex subunit 3-B-like. Lineage: Eukaryota; Viridiplantae; Streptophyta; Magnoliopsida; Ranunculales; Papaveraceae. The record is from RefSeq and is a predicted model, not a curated record. Gene Ontology annotation, biological process: mitochondrial respiratory chain complex I assembly; electron transport chain. The transcript has 2 exons. Gene Ontology annotation, cellular component: mitochondrion. Bases 106 to 309 code for a protein of 67 amino acids.